UUCUCAGUUGCUUGUGGUUGUCAAGAAUAUCAGUUUUGCUAUUCAUGAUGCCCUCAGAUGGCUGCUCACCAACAACAUCAGUAAGUUAGUAAAAGCGAGGACACUUCUUUCACAUAGUUGUAAUUUAGGGCCCUGUUGUUUAUCAUUAUAUACCCAUGCUUGGUUGGUAGUUCUUAUUAGGUACAGGAAGUGGAAAGAAAACUUUUUCCUUGGAUAAUGAAAGAUUGACAAGUCAACAACAUUGACUUUUUUUACACCUGCUAAGUGCCCUUCCAACCAAAUCCAGGUGAUGGUCUAAAUAGUUAUCCUGCUUCUUGUGCUUCCUAUUACUGGUUCUGAAUCUAAUGUAAUUUUUCUGUGGGUUUAUAGGGUUAGUGUUGGCAUCAAAUUUAUAGAGCUCAUAAUUAAUAAUUAGUCACAUAUUCUCUAUCAUGAUUUUACCACUUACCUCUUAUUUUUCCUAGAAAUUGAACGAGGAUGCUUCCUUUUUUUUUGGAGAGAGAGGUUAUCUAUAAGGGGAUGAAUGCUAGUGGUUGGGCCAUGUUUAGCAUAUUGAUGUUUAAGAAGACUGUAGUCAGCAACUGGGUGCCUUUGAGAGCUUACCACAAAAAUUGAACUUAUUUUGCAGCACCAUCUUUUCCCUUCCUCAGAAACGAAUUGGGAUUAAUUUUGCUCUAUGGUUCCGCUUGCAAUGGUUAUUUGUUGGUUUAAUUUGGGAAGCUUAAUUUAGUUGUAGAAUCUACUUAAGAAGAUGCCAUUACCAAGUUAGAAUUUGUUAUCCUCUUGUUAAGAAACCCAUGGCUCAUGAAAGGCAGAGAACAUCAAAUGCAAACUGGCCAUUUAUUCAAGGCUCUGCAGACUGUGUUAAAAAAUUUUAGGUCAUUUUGCAACCCAUUAAUUCAAUGUAAAAGGGUCAUUCUGUCUUGAGUUUGUCAUGGUGACUGCAACUAAACAUGUCUGACUGAAUUUUGUAUGUUUCUCUAUUGAAUCAUGUACCUCUUGUUGAUAAAGCUCUUUCCAUUUC
Messenger RNA from Rubroshorea leprosula, 1024 nucleotides. NCBI's taxonomy places the organism in Eukaryota, Viridiplantae, Streptophyta, Magnoliopsida, Malvales, Dipterocarpaceae. The record is from the annotation of a GenBank genome assembly.